CAGGUGGCCGAACUCAAGAACUCCUUGGAGGUUAAAGAGCGGGAAGUCAAAGGCGUUACCAUGGAGAACAAGAUACUUCAACUGGAUCUGGAGAAGGUCCAAAACAAUGAGAAGAAACUGAGUAGCACAGUGGCCAGUUUGGAGGCACAGCUGGCCUUUGCUGACCGUAACCUGCGAGCACAAAAUAAGAUUCAUGGAACUGAAAGAAGUGCAACAGAGGCCUGUUACUUGGAGAUUCCCAGUGGACACUCAAGUGUUCAUACUAGAGCAGAAGUGAGGAGGGUCAUGAGCUCUGACAGCCUGGACCAGAGCUCUCUGGAGGACUCCCUGAACACCACAAGGAAACUGUCUGCACCUGGUGAAUCAAGCACACCGCUUGUUCGCAGUUCGGAGCGCUUGGCAUCCAAACGUCAAGGCCUGCAGGCUGAGUCACUAGAAACCCUGUACUUCACACCAAUAAACAACAAGCAGAUCAACAGGACUGGUACAGAACACAGAAUGGAAUUUGAUUCGUCCUGUAAAAACCCAACUUCAUCGGUCAAACGACGCAGGACCACGCAGGUUAUUAACAUCACCCUGACAAAGAAAACUCCGGGCGGCGGUGGUGACUGUGAUGAGACUUUCUACAGUCUGGCUUCAGCACGCUCCCAGCCAAACCUCUCCGGUGCCCACUCUGCCCGACCUGUGUCUACAGAGCUGUUUGAAACUCCUGCCAAAAUGACUGGUGCAGCUAGCGACCAGCUCAUUGGUCUUCCAGGGUACAGAAGGAGCACAAUUCACUCACAGUCAACAGGCACAUUCUGUGUGGGGGCAGAGAACGAACCAGAUGGUGGACCUGAUGAUUGGAUGAGGCUCGCUGAGCUUCAGGCAAGGAACAAAGCCUGCCUCCCUCAUCUAAAGAGCAGCUACCCUCUGGAGUUUGAUGCGGGCAAUGUCGGUCCUUACCGUUUCACAGAUGAAGAACUCCGUAUGGGCGACCCGUCUGACACAAUCCGUCGGGCAUCCAUGAUGCCUGGCCAGCUGCAAGACUCUCUCACCUCCCAUCGGCAUUCGCUCAUGUUAGGACACUCGGCAGCAGCAGCCAAUACUCGCUCACACCGUCUGUCUUUGAUGCCAGGACAACUGCCAUCUAGAACUGUCAGCUCCUCUCAGCUGAGAAGCCCGAACGGCUCGAAGCGGUCUGCAUCUACUCUGUCUGUUCAUCAGAUGUCACCAGAGAAAAAGGUGAAGGCCAGCUGCUUCCCCCGUCCUCUAACUCCCAAAAACAAGAACGUGAUCAAUGGGUCGUCCAGCGCUCAGCUUCGCCCUGCUCUAAGUCCCGCUGACCGGAGACAGUCUAUGAUGUUCUCUAUCGAAAACACCCCUAAAAACAGCAACUACCUGAAGAAAGGGCUGAACAAACUGCGUGGCUCCACUCGAAAAUCUCCAGGCAAAAGCUCUAAAAAGUCUCCUGCUCAAACAUCCUCUCGUAAGAGCCAGGAGAACAAACCAUCAGGAAAUCCUCGUGCUAGGGUCGGAGGGGCCGGCAGACUAGGCAGCUUCAAGUCACCCCAGGUGGCAACUAAAGGACAGAGAAAGUCUCCACGAGCAACCAGCUCCACUGCGAAGUCCCCUGGGCUGACUUCAAGUGCUCGCAAGAAGCAUGUGACUAUAAAUGAAGAAAAUUUUACAGGAAGUCUUAAAAGAUGAUGAGCAGGAUGAAGGUGUGAGGACUGGUUUCUAAACUGGAGUGGUGAUCUUUUAAGGUUCUACGUUGUAUCAAUUUUUAACAAUCACAAUCGCUUUUUCAUUUUAUUGUAUAUCUGGAGUUUUUAAAUCUUGUUUUAAUCUGUUUUUUUUUUUUUUCUUCUCUGUAUUAUAUUUACAUGUUUGUCAAUAAAAAGAUUUCAAUGACACAUUGUGCCUUUGAACUGAACAUAGCCCCACGGAUAAUUCCAUAAUUAGCUCUAUAAAUCAAAUGUUCAUGGUACUCAUGGUUAUAGUUGGGAGCCGGGUAAAAGCAGAGUCUCCUCUGAAUCUUUAGUGGGUUGUUCAGAGCAAAUCUAUUGAACGCAUAUAAGCAGAGACGAUCUUACAAAAAUUGUUUUCUAAUUGAGCAAGCUCAUUCUCCUUAAACUAACAAAUACAAAAAUUGCCACGUGUGAUAUUUAAAUAAACAAAACAUGAUUCAUUUA
Labrus bergylta (ballan wrasse) is the source of this 2174-nucleotide messenger RNA. NCBI's taxonomy places the organism in Eukaryota, Metazoa, Chordata, Actinopteri, Labriformes, Labridae. The record is from RefSeq and is a predicted model, not a curated record.